CCGUAUGGUGCCACUGCAAAACCCUGCUCUUGCAAACGGCUCCAUUGUUCGCCGCGUUUCUGCUUUUCUGCUAGGCACCGGUGAGUCGCCCAUUAAGGCUGAGGCCAUCGGUGCCAUGUCGCAGACUUGAUCCUGAACUUUCCCCUCGAUUGUGGUGGAGCGAGACCCGGAAGGAAGAUGGGAGACUCUUUCACGACUGAGGCGUUCACCCUCCUUGGCGUAGGCAUAGCUGUUAUCGCAUUGAGGAUUGUCGCGCGCGUGAUUGCGGUAGGCAUCAAGGGCUUCCAGUUCGAUGACUACCUCAUGUGUGUUGCUGCUGUUAUAUACUCUCUCGAAACAGCAACAGCAUACAUCGUCGGCGCCUGGUGGCUCGGACUUGCGAACAAUGGCAUGACAGACGAGGAGCGUAGGACGCUCGAUCCCGAGUCGCACGAGUACUCGCUACGAGUCGGCGGAUCGAAGACGCAGUUGGUCGGCUGGAGUCUAUACACGCUCCUGUUGUGGACCUUGAAGUUGUGCAUGUGUCACUUCUACUUGAGGCUGACAUCCGGACUCUACCACCUCGAGCUGCGUGUUAAGAUUGGCUAUGCACUGAUUGGUGCGACAUACAUUGCCACAGAGCUGUCUGUCCUGUUGGGCUGUCAGCCAUUCAAGAAUAACUGGAAAAUAUAUCCUGACCCAGGCAACUACUGUCAGCCAGCUAUCUCCAAGAUCGACCUAUACGUCACCGUCGUCCUGAACGUCCUGACAGACAUGUACCUCAUAUCAAUCCCGAUGCCCAUGCUGUGGAAGGCCAACCUGGAAAUCAAAAGAAAACUAUCACUCAUCCUAGUCUUCGGAGGCGGUGUCUUCGUCAUGAUGGCCGGAAUACUGCGCUGCGCGCUCAUCAUCAAGGACCCGAUCAACGGCGCACAAGCUGCAGGAAGCUGGGCAUGUCGCGAAACCUUCGUUGCAGUAGUCAUCGGGAACGUGCCGAUGAUCUACCCGCUCACGCGUCGCGGGGUCGAGAAGGUGUAUUCAAUGGCCGGCGCAUCGAAGUAUGGACCUACUUCCCGCAGCAACGGGUAUCGGCAUGAUGGCGACUCGCUGCCUCUCAAGUCCAGUCUGAGCAAGCCUGCGCGUCGCGGCAAAAACCGCAGUAUUCAUGCGCUGCCGACUACAUGGAAUGAUGACCUGGAAAUAGACGGCUGGGAUAGCGAAAGGUCCGGAUCGAUCAGCCACACCAAAUCGCACUCACGAGACACGAGUGUGACUGAGACACGCGAAGCUUUGGGAGGUAUAAAGGUGACGCGAGAAACGAUUCUGCACAGCGAGAUGAGGAAGUCGUGA
Molecule: messenger RNA, 1329 nt
Organism: Macroventuria anomochaeta
Lineage: Eukaryota; Fungi; Ascomycota; Dothideomycetes; Pleosporales; Didymellaceae
Exons: 4
Coding region: 178-1329 (383 amino acids)
Source: RefSeq, a predicted model, not a curated record